AUGGAUCUUGUUACGUCGUGCAAGACGGCGGACCGCAUGCGCACUUUGCUGGCCAUGUUUCUGAAGCUGAGAAUUUCUUGCAGGCUCAUGAACUAUGAUGAGGUUUUGGAACUAGCGAGGGAGAAGAAGCGCAGUGAUGACGAGUAUAUGAGAGAGCAUCCAAGCUAUCGGAUGGGGGAAGAAGGCUGGCUGGACGAGGAUGCAAAGGCUUGGAAGGCAUUCAAGAAAGACGACAUCAGCAGCAGUAGUGACGACAGCAGCGACGAAGACGGCAGCAACGACGAGGACGAUGACCAAAGCGGCCAUGAGCUUGAGGACGAAAGCGAUGGCAGUGGUUUCGACUCCGAAUCGGAUGACUAUGUCGGGUACGGAAACUACAGCCGGGAUCGACGAAAUUUUGCCUCGUCCCUUGCUAUGCUGAGAACCAGUGGGUACUUGGGAUUGGGGUAGAAAAUUAACAAUGACCGACUGGCCAUCCCAAGACGAUAGAGAGCCGUAAUGCAAAUCAAUUUCCAAGACCUGGUCACCUUGUCCAUUCCCCCUU
Colletotrichum destructivum is the source of this 544-nucleotide messenger RNA. RefSeq lists its product as uncharacterized. Bases 1 to 450 code for a protein of 149 amino acids. Lineage: Eukaryota; Fungi; Ascomycota; Sordariomycetes; Glomerellales; Glomerellaceae. The record is from RefSeq and is a predicted model, not a curated record. The transcript has a single exon.